AGGGCGGCUGGCAGAGGCGGGGGGCGGGGGCCGAGGAGGGAGCCGGCGGCGUCGGCGGCGGCAGAGCGGGGUCAGUUCUCGGGAGCGCUCGCCAAUGUGGGAGCCGUCUGCCGGGCGUCCGUGGCCCGCAGUUUUUUGGAGCUGUGAGGGAUACAGAAGUUUGAUCAAUAUUGUCUUAACAUGCUUCAGAUAAAUCAGCUUUUCUCCACGAUAAAAUGGCAAAUCCCAAAGAGAAAACUCCAAUGUGUCUGGUAAAUGAGUUAGCCCGUUUCCAUAGCAUCCAACCCCAGUAUAAACUUCUGAAUGAAAGCGGGCCUGCUCAUUCGAAGAUGUUUUCGGUACAGCUGAGUCUGGGCGAGCAGACAUGGGAAUCCGAAGGGAGCAGUAUAAAGAAGGCCCAACAGGCUGUUGCAAAUAAAGCUUUGACUGCAUCUACGCUUCCCAAACCCGUUCAGAAACCACCCAAAAGUAAUGUCAACAAUAACCCAGGCAGUAUAACUCCGACUGUGGAACUGAAUGGGCUUGCUAUGAAAAGGGGAGAGCCUGCCAUCUACAGGCCGUUAGACCCAAAGCCAUUCCCAAAUUAUAGAGCUAAUUACAACUUCCGGGGCAUGUACAACCAGAGGUAUCAUUGCCCAAUACCCAAGAUCUUUUAUGUUCAGUUGACUGUAGGAAAUAAUGAAUUCUUUGGCGAAGGGAAGACUCGGCAAGCUGCCAGACACAAUGCUGCCAUGAAAGCUCUUCAAGCCCUACAGAAUGAGCCAAUUCCAGAAAAGUCUCCUCAGAAUGGUGAAUCAGGAAAAGAAAUGGAUGACGAUAAAGAUGCAAAUAAAUCUGAAAUAAGCUUAGUGUUUGAAAUUGCGCUGAAGAGAAAUAUGCCCGUCAGUUUUGAGGUUAUUAAAGAAAGUGGACCACCACAUAUGAAGAGUUUUGUUACCCGGGUGUCAGUGGGAGAAUUUUCUGCAGAAGGAGAGGGAAAUAGCAAAAAACUCUCCAAGAAGCGUGCAGCAACCACUGUCUUACAGGAGCUUAAAAAACUCCCACCUCUUCCUGUGGUAGAGAAGCCAAAACUAUUUUUUAAAAAACGCCCUAAAACAAUAAUAAAGGCUGGACCCGAGUAUGGUCAAGGAAUGAACCCCAUUAGCCGCCUGGCUCAAAUCCAGCAGGCCAGAAAGGAAAAGGAGCCUGACUACGUUUUACUUUCAGAACGCGGAAUGCCUCGCCGUCGAGAGUUUGUAAUGCAGGUCAAGGUAGGCAAUGAAGUUGCGACUGGAACAGGACCUAAUAAAAAGAUAGCCAAGAAAAAUGCUGCAGAAGCUAUGCUGUUACAGCUCGGCUAUAAAGCGUCCACUAGCCUUCAGGAUCAGCUUGACAAGACCGGGGAAAACAAAGGAUGGAGUGGUCCAAAGCCUGGGUUUCCGGAACCAGCGAAUAACACUCCAAAAGGAAUUCUUCAUCUUUCUCCUGAUGUUUAUCAAGAGAUGGAAGCCAGCCGCCACAGAGUGACCUCUGGCACAACUCUAGGCUACUUAUCACCCAAAGAUAUGAACCAACCUUCAAGCUCCUUCUUCAGUGUAGAGUCUCCCUCACCGACUAGUUCAGCCCCAGCUGCCAGGGAACUCCUAGUGAAUGGAACAUCUCCUGCUGCUGAAGCCAUAGGUCUAAAAGGAAGUUCUCCUACUCCCCCUUGUUCUUCAGUACAGCCUUCAAAACAACUGGAAUAUUUAGCAAGGAUUCAAGGCUUUCAGGCAGCCUUAAGUGCCUUGAAACAGUUUUCUGAACAAGGACUGGAAUCAAUUGAUGGGGUGGUGAAUGUUGAAAACGGCUCUCUGGAAAAACAAGCCAAGCAUCUGCGGGAGAAAGCAGACAAUAACCAGGCAAACCCAGGCUCCAUCACUCAGGACUGCAAGAAAUCAAAGUCGGUCAUCUAGCAGCUCCCAGAACCCACGGCUGCCACUGCGUCCAUAUAAAGCUGUCAGCACGCACGAGGGUGUCUGUGUUCUAGGAAAUGAAUGACUAAUACCAUUAUCUGCGUCUGAUGUGAAGACAACACUAUUCUAACCCAGGAGACAAUGUACAUGGUACUGUUUAUUCAACUGGGGGAAAAUAAAACUUUGAGCAUUUCCCUUGGAACUUGAGAUCAGAUCAUAACUCAUUUGCCCAGAGGCAGCAGAAAUCUGAUCCACUACUGGAGUUUAAAAAUAACAAUUAAUGAAAAGUGUUAGAAACGAGGCUGCAGUUUUAAAAUGACUCACACAGAAGUUGGGUUUGGUUCUGUCCUUACAGUUGCUUUGUCGUGGAGAUUGUGGUGUUAUACUCUCUCUUGUUUGAAAUAAUGCUUGACAAUUCAGAAAUUAACCAAUGAUGUGCUGUGGAAUGUGAUGCUUGUCUUCAUAUAGUCUCACAGUUUCUCUUUUUAUUCAGAUAUUUGUAACCUUCUUCUUGCACAGACACACACACACACACACACACACACAUGUA
Molecule: messenger RNA, 2481 nt
Organism: Rattus rattus (black rat)
Lineage: Eukaryota; Metazoa; Chordata; Mammalia; Rodentia; Muridae
Gene: Stau2
Product: staufen double-stranded RNA binding protein 2
Exons: 14
Coding region: 216-1931 (571 amino acids)
Source: RefSeq, a predicted model, not a curated record